Molecule: messenger RNA, 726 nt
Organism: Colletotrichum acutatum
Lineage: Eukaryota; Fungi; Ascomycota; Sordariomycetes; Glomerellales; Glomerellaceae
Exons: 3
Coding region: 236-613 (125 amino acids)
Source: RefSeq, a predicted model, not a curated record
AGCUGGUGAAAGGACGGAGCUGGGAAACUUUAUUUACGACACAAGAAGGGAGAGAUAUCGAUUGGGUUACGAUCACAACCACGGAGCCACGAUACUCGACGAAAGCAACCGACGCGAUCGAUUAAUCAGUCGGAGGGCGAGAAAAUCCGAUCAUCACAUUCGGAAGGACGACGAAAGGACGAGCUGAUAACGGCUGAACCACAGUCGACCCACGACAAAGAUCAGAGAGAAAGCAAUGAGGACGUCAACACUAUUCAACGCGCUAUCGGGGGCCGCCGUGGCGGCGGCGGGUGUGUUGGCGAUGGAUCUCGGUGACGAGAUGCGCAUGGGGUGGAAGUAUGGCCUGCUACCGCGGCAGACGACGCAGAACCUGCAAACUUUUGAAGGGAAUUUGGGCGGUGUACAGGCGUCAGCGAUUACCAAGUCAAAUGACCCUAGUAGACCGUUCGAGGUCGACGGCGAUACUUUUCCCGACUUCAACACCGCCGCGGGCCGAUCUUGCGACAACCAGAAGAACAAGUGCUCACAAGCAGCUAACAACGGACCGCAAAAGUUCGAGGUGACCAAGUGUGACGAACAAGCUGGUGAGUUUAUAGUACUUUCUCGGAGUUAGAAGUCCCAUUACGCAUGAGGACCACGAUCCUAAUACGGACCGGCAGAGCAAUGCAAAAACACAAUCGACACAAUCACAAAGCAGAGCUUUAGCGAUCCCGUGUUUUCGGGCAC